AUGGAUCUUGUCCUUCGAGCCAUUGUUUGGGGUACGCAGCAUUUCAGGCCCUAUAUUGAAGGACGACCAUUCAAAGUUUGGACAGACCAUCGAUCUUUGCAAUGGCUGAGAAACAUAAAAGAUCCUACAAGUCGUCUAGCAAGAUGGGCUAUAAAACUCGAUGCCUACAACAUGGUUAUUAAACAACAUCCUGGUAAAGUCAAUUCUAAUAUCGAUGCUCUUUCCAGAUACCCUUUAAAAUCUGAGGUCGUAGCAGUCCUGCAAACGAAUGGUAUUUUUAUCGGUCCUCUAGAAGAAAAUCAAGAAGUUUCUGUUAAUCUUUGGGACCAUUGUAACAUUUUAGAUGAUAUAAAGUUGGCUCAAUGCCGGGAUAAAAAUUAUAGCCCUCUUAUUUCAUUUAUUCAAGAUGAUAUUCAACCUGAUGAUGAAGUUUUACAUCGAAAACUCGAAAAUCUUGCCAAAAUCCAUAGAGUUAUUAAUGGGAAAAUUCUUAAAUUAGCCCAUGAUCAUUCAAUUUCAGAUCAUUUUGGACGCCGAAAAAUCCUACAUCGAAUAUCGAUUCGCUUCUUUUGGGAAGGGGGAAUAAAAUCGAAAAAAAUCGCACAAGUUUUGCAUGAUGAAGUCAUAUGCCGCCAUGGUGUUCCGGUAAAAAUAGUUUCUUAUAACGGAGCGCAAUUUGUUGCAGAGAUUUUUCGAGAAACUUUAAAAAUCAUGGGCAUUCGACAUCGAACAACCGCUCUUUAUCAUCCUCAAUCCAACCUAUCUGAGCGUGUUAAUAGAACACCAAAGCCGAUGCUGGCUAUUUUUGCUCAAAACGAAACUCCUGCAUUUUUAAUGUACGAUCGGGAACUUAAAUUGCCUCUUGACUUAAUGUAUGGUCCAGAAGUUGAUGUUCUUGAUGAAUUAAGAUCAUACGGUGAAGUACGGUCGUACACGGAACGUCUGACAGCAAUUUUAGAGUCUGCGCAUGAAUCGGCUAAAGAGAAUCUUGAAAUAGCUCGAGAAAAUCAAAAAUCAUCAUACGAUUUACAUCGUAAAAAUGUACAAUUUGCCGUAGGCGAGAAGGUUUUGAUGGCAAAUACCGCUGGUUCUGCUUUAGAUUAUGAGCUAAUAUCUGAAGAUGAUGGCGCUGUUUUAAGUCCGAUUCAUGUUGAACGGCUUAGACCAUAUCAUGAACAGAGUUUCCUAAUCUGA
Molecule: messenger RNA, 1194 nt
Organism: Didymodactylos carnosus
Lineage: Eukaryota; Metazoa; Rotifera; Eurotatoria; Philodinida; Philodinidae
Source: the annotation of a GenBank genome assembly